ACGGAGAUGAGCCUGGUCAUAAUCAAGAUCCUCAUGGCGGCGGUGGCGGUCAAAGAGACAGCGAGGGACGAAAAAUAAUUGAAUUUGCUGAUACCGAUGUUGUCAUCGGUGAGUGGGCUGAAGAGUUUAAAUCAUUCUUGGGGAAGAUGGUACGUUCCCGAGUGAGUAUAAACAUUGAUAGUUGGAAGAAAGUUUCAAAAGCGAAUAAAGAUCAAAUCUUUAAAGAGAUACAGCAUGACUAUGCUGUGGAGGAUAAUAUGAAAAAACCAUUAUUGAAAAAGUUGGGCAAAAUGCACCGAGAUUGGAGAAAUCGAUUGCGAUCAGGUUUCAUAAAUAAGACUCGUCAAGUGGGAAAGGAUUGUGGGGAAGCUUUUGAGAAGUAUAAAGACCAACUUACCAAAGAAGAGUGGGAUAGUUUCGUGGCAAAGACUAUGACUCCUGAGUUUGUG
Cuscuta europaea is the source of this 449-nucleotide messenger RNA. NCBI's taxonomy places the organism in Eukaryota, Viridiplantae, Streptophyta, Magnoliopsida, Solanales, Convolvulaceae. The record is from the annotation of a GenBank genome assembly.